Molecule: messenger RNA, 1091 nt
Organism: Pomacea canaliculata
Lineage: Eukaryota; Metazoa; Mollusca; Gastropoda; Architaenioglossa; Ampullariidae
Exons: 5
Coding region: 51-1091 (346 amino acids)
Biological process (GO): cell-cell adhesion
Cellular component (GO): cell-cell junction
Molecular function (GO): cell adhesion molecule binding
Source: RefSeq, a predicted model, not a curated record
UGUAUUUUCAGAAAUCGCCUUCUGUUCAGAGCUUAGUGGGCAAUUUUACUAUGUCCAGACCUGACACUUAUGUGAAUGGCACAUGUAAAAUAAAUAGCCCUCUACCUCCAGAAGGAAAUUACAGAUACAACAUCAUAAUUACACCUGGUCAAACACAAGUGCCGCUUUCAUUUAUUGAAAGUAGUGAAAUUCGAAGUCCUUCUCAGCCUCCUAGUCACAACUGUCCGCUGUAUGUCGAGGAAAACGACGAUGUGAAGUGUAGUUGCUACACCACAGACCUCGGCAAGCCGUCUGGUCUUGUGAUGUGGAGAGAAACUGGAUCAUCGGAGUUGAGGCUUGAGAAAGUCAACAGGACACAACAUGAACAGACUUACACGUGUAGUCUGAUGUGGAACAACACCGAUGUAUUUCAAGUCACCUACACAUUACAAGUAAACUACUCAUCACGUGUGCUGACUUUCAAAAUAAACAACAUGGACAUCGACACUGUGAAUGUGAGUGAAAACAAAGACAUGACAGUUGUUUGUAAAGCUGAUGUCAGACCCACACCCAGUCUAAGUCUCUUCAAGAACAUCGACAACCAAAAGUUUAAACUAUCAGGUGUUAAGGAUUCGGAUGAACUCACACAUACCAUGACAGCUGUGACAUGCCAAGAUGCAGGCAACUACGUUUGUGAAUCAGAAAACAUCAUUGGUGUGGAUACAAAAUCGAUCCAGGUGUUUGUUUUCUGCUCUCCGAGAAGACUAACAAACGAAUCAUAUUUAACAACACUUGAUGGUGACGAAGCAAGUUUUGAAAUGAUCGCUUAUCCAGAUCCUGAUUCACUCAUCAUUAUUCCCAAUGGAUCUUCACUCAACGACACCAAUACCACAAAGCUGGAGACUAACUUUUCUGCUGAGUAUCAAUGCACUCGCAACACUUUGCUUUUGUACAGGACUACCUGUGAUGUUAUUUUCAGAAGUAAAACAGUUUACAGUGCUGGUUUGUACAUCGCCAUUUUCAGCAAUGUCUUUGGAAACGUUUCUUUUACCUUCGAGGUCAAAGAGAAAAUGCAUCCAUCAACAAAACCCUUGGAUAUUGAUGAAUACUGA